This is a messenger RNA of Nanorana parkeri, 2331 nucleotides long. Its product is annotated as two pore calcium channel protein 1-like. The transcript is spliced from 19 exons. The record is from RefSeq and is a predicted model, not a curated record. Gene Ontology annotation, molecular function: monoatomic ion channel activity. Gene Ontology annotation, biological process: monoatomic ion transport; transmembrane transport. The coding region runs from base 1 to 2328 and encodes 775 amino acids. Gene Ontology annotation, cellular component: membrane. Lineage: Eukaryota; Metazoa; Chordata; Amphibia; Anura; Dicroglossidae.
AUGUCUGACAGAGAAGGAAAAGCCAGCGGAGACUUCGGGAAGAGUGGGAAUAGCGGAGCGGAGGAAUGCAGUGUGCAAGCGGAAGGACCUAAUGAGCGUCUUCUCCUGGCUGCGGCAUAUGUUUACGAUGCUCAGUACAACAGAAACAUUCCCUUUGAAACGUCACCUCAAUCAGUAAGACUUUACUAUUUCUAUAACCACUGGGCUAUGCAGCUAGCAACCUAUAUCUGUAUCACUAUUGACCUAGCUCUGGCAAUUUUUGAGGAGCCUGCUGUUUAUCCUAUUCCAUUCCUGGCUACUUCCAUUGUUGAAGUUUUCUGCCUAAUGGCUUUCCUAGUUCGCCUUGUACAUUUUAGUAAAGUCACUCCUCGCAGUGUGUUUUGGAAAGACACGAAGAAUAUCUGUGUAAUGGUCACAAUACUGCUCAAUUUAAUUGAUCUUAUUAUCUAUGGAUGUUUGAGCAUGGCUCACAUUCACAGCAUUCGAUGGUCAAGAGUACUACGUCCCAUUUAUUUGGUUAAUUUUGCUGAAAGUCGGCAGAUUCGCAGAGCAUUCCGCAGCAUUAGAAACACUUUACCCGAGAUCCUAUACGUCUUCCUUCUCUUCAUGUUCAGUGUCCUCAUUUUCUCUCUCAUGGCUCUAAAACUUUUUGGGAACAGAAAGCUCAAGACAGCUGAUGGAGAAGCUUACUUUGAAAACUACCUUGAAGCUAUGUUCAAUCUCUAUGUGCUGGUGACAACUGCUAAUAGCCCUGAUGUCAUGAUGCCAGCUUAUGACCACAACUGGUGGUAUUCCAUUUUCUUCAUCGCCUACAUUAUUCUGAACACUUACAUCUUCAUGUCAGUCUUCUUAGCUGUUGUGUACAACAAUUACAGGAAGCACUUAAAGAAUGAGAUCCGUAAGCUAGCGUACAUGAAACGGCGCAAGAUGGCAGAGGCAUUUAAUGCACUUAAAGUAAAAGAAGGCUCAGAUUUUGUUAUAACAGAGACCACAUGGAACAAACUGGUGAAGUUGGUGGCACCAGAUAUCAGUAACUCUCACAGAGAACUUCUGCUAAGAGUGUCUAAAGAAGAAAACCAAAGAUACGUGGGGAAAGAUGCUUUUAUCCGUUUAGCUGACUUGUUGAACAUUAAAGUGAUCACAUUGAAAGCUCGAAUGCACCCAAUUGAAUGCUGGAUGCCUCAUUUGUACAGAAGUGCAGCAAGUCGCUUUAUACGCAAGGUCGUCCAUCAUAAAGGAUUUGUGUAUGCUUAUGAUGUUAUCAUUCUAGUGAAUGCCAUUUUUAUCGCCCUGGAUGACCGAAACCCACAGAUAUCCCACGCAGAGUGGGUAUUCCUUUCCCUCUAUAUUAUAGAAAUUCUCCUGAAACUCUACACGUACGAUCCUAGGACUUUCUUUGCCAAGAAUCAGUUUUGGAACUGGUUUGACACCUUUAUCAUCAUUGCUGCCCUUAUUGCCACCGUAGUCAACACAGGACUGAAAUCAGGGAGUCAGUACGACAGCCAGCAAGUCCUAGAAAUUGUCUUUAUUCUCAGGGUCCUCCGACUCAUCAGGAUCAUUGACAGUAUUCAAAGAUUUCGAGUCAUCGUGAAUACACUGAUAAACAUCCUUCCUACCAUGCUGACAUUUUGCGGUAUUAUCUUAGUUAUAUAUUAUGUGUUUGCCAUUAUUGGAAUGGAAGUCUUCAAGGGCAAAAUCCGUUUCUUUCCUGAAAAUUCCACAGACCCUUAUGCACUGGAGUGUGGAGCAAAAGCCUUGAAGGACUCUGCUUUUGCUAAAAGCAAAUAUUGCAAAAAUAACUUUAACAAUAUAGGAUACACGUUCAUCGUAUUAGUGGAGCUGACUGUCGUCAACCAGUGGCACAUUAUUGCUACUGGAUUUUCUCUGGUAACUCAUCCAGCAGCUAAAAUUUACUUCAUGAUGUUCCAUGUGGUUAUUGUCAUCAUGAUAAUCAACAUCUUUGUAGCAUUUAUUUUGGAAGCUUUUUUUGUUGAGUAUUCGUUGGAAAGGAGUGAAGUUGAAACCACUAUUGAGAGGAAGAUUCAGGAGUUGGGUAUGGGUGUGCAAGAGGACGAUCAUCUUUCUGGGAACUUAGUAGACAACAUGGAAAACGGUGAAAAUGAUACUGGAACAUUUGGAGAGGCAGAUCAAAAAGGACUGAUGUUUCGAAUAGCUUCAAAACGGUACAGAACAGUGGAUGCCCUGUUACAGCGUAUGUUUGAAGCAGAAAUACCUCCAGAAGAUGAAGGUCCUGCAUUGGAGGACAUAAUGAAUCUGUCUGCUAACGAUUAUUACAUUGAAAACCCAACAUUCAACUCGGCAUCCUAGAGU